Sclerotinia sclerotiorum 1980 UF-70 is the source of this 999-nucleotide messenger RNA. RefSeq lists its product as hypothetical. Bases 1 to 999 code for a protein of 332 amino acids. The transcript has 8 exons. Gene Ontology annotation, molecular function: pectinesterase activity. The record is from RefSeq and is a predicted model, not a curated record. Gene Ontology annotation, biological process: cell wall modification. NCBI's taxonomy places the organism in Eukaryota, Fungi, Ascomycota, Leotiomycetes, Helotiales, Sclerotiniaceae.
AUGGCAACUUUUAAAUAUCUCAGCAAUUUUCUAAUUGCCAUUUCCUUCUUUGUCCUUGCCAUAGAUGCAACCCCUCUAGUGCACAAGAGAGCUGGUCGAACCAGCGCUCCAGCUGGGUGUCUAACUGUUAGAGGAAGCGGUACUCACUCCGGCGAAUAUAGCACAGUUGGAGCUGCAUUGAGUGCCCUUGGAUCUUCGAAAUCAGCCGCAUGUAUUUUCAUAUAUAGUGGAACAUACAACGAGCAACUUACGAUUAAAUAUGGCGGGAACCUCACCGUCUAUGGAUACACUACUGAUAUUGGAACAUAUAAGAGUAACACAGUAAAGAUCACUCAUGGUAUCAACUCCACUACUAUAGGCUUGGAUGCUAGUUCCACGGCGAACAUCGUGAGCGCAAAUUUCAAGGCGUACAAUGUUGACUUUGCAAAUACUUAUGGGGCCGGUGUUCAGGCCGUGGCCGUAACCGCCAAUGGAGAUCAGCAAGGUUAUUAUGGGUGUUCAUUUACCGGCUACCAAGAUACUUUAUAUGCCAAAGCAGGCAAGCAAUACUACUCCAAUUGUUACAUUGAAGGUGCUGUUGAUUAUAUAUUCGGUGAUGCUGCAGCUUGGUUUGGCGAAUGUACAAUUGCUUCGAAUGGAGGAGGUGCUAUCACGGCGAGCUCAAGAACACUUAGCAGUGACAGCGGCUGGUAUGUCAUCGACAGCUCUACUAUAACCCAAGCAGAUGGUUAUAGCCUGACAGGAAAAGUCUAUCUCGGACGACCAUGGAGAGCCCUCGCUCGUGUAAUUUUCCAAAAUUCAGUCUUGACCGCAGUGGUAAAUCCAGCUGGUUGGACUACUCUUGCUGCUGAUGCUACACCGAUAUUUAUGGAAUAUGCCAAUACGGGAGCUGGUUCAAGCACAUCUGCUAGGGUUUAUGAAACUGCUGCUACGGGUACGGUUAAUAAGAACACAUUGUGGGGAAAUACUUGGGCUUCUUGGGUUGAUACUUCGUAUUAA